GUUGCUCAAAUCCCGAUGCUUGUUUCAGGCUACAUACACGAAGUGCACCCGUCCUCCUUCACCACCUACAUUGCAAAGAGCGAAUUUCCAUCGCAACAUGCCCUGGCACCGUACGGGGUGCUGGAGGAACCUCCUCCCGCACCCGAAUUCAUCCCGCCGUCGCCGCCGCCCUACAAGAGGAAAAGCCUCUCGAUGACCUUCACCUCAACAGGCGCCCACCUGAGCCUCCCGCCCAAGAAAAAGGACAUCUACCGGCCGUACUGUUUGGACGAGGGCGGCAAAGCGGGAGUGAUCGAGGAGCACCACUCGCCUCUCUCAUUUCUCACCAACCAGCCCACCAUCAGAGUGCCGGCAGAGGAGGAUUUGCACGCGGCCCAUGCCAUUCUGGAUCUGAGCGCCUCGACCACCGUCUUCCUCCCGGCACCCACGCCGCAGACAGUAGAACAUCGCGACAACGACAUCCAGGAACAGGAGAACAUCCGGCCCCCGUCAAUUGGCGUUAAGAGCGGAAAAACAGUGGCCUACACUUACGAGGCCUUCUUCGUCAGUGAUGGCCGGUCGAAGAAGCGGCUGAAUGCGGACGAAACGGUCGGCGCUCUCACCGCGAAGAUCAGCAACGAGAAGCCAAAGUACACGUGCAGCGAAUGUGGCAAACAGUACGCUACCAGUAGCAACCUGUCCAGGCACAAACAGACUCAUCGGAGUCUGGAUAGCCAGGCGGCGAAGAAGUGCAUCACGUGUGGAAAGGCGUACGUGUCGAUGCCAGCUCUGGCUAUGCACGUGCUCACCCACAAGUUGGCCCACCGAUGCGGCGUGUGCGGCAAACAGUUUUCCAGACCAUGGCUGCUGCAAGGCCAUCUGCGGUCUCACACCGGCGAAAAACCUUAUGGCUGUGCUCAUUGCGGCAAAGCCUUCGCUGACAG
Messenger RNA from Dendroctonus ponderosae (mountain pine beetle), 923 nucleotides. Its product is annotated as transcriptional repressor scratch 2-like. NCBI's taxonomy places the organism in Eukaryota, Metazoa, Arthropoda, Insecta, Coleoptera, Curculionidae. Gene Ontology annotation, biological process: regulation of DNA-templated transcription. Gene Ontology annotation, molecular function: RNA polymerase II cis-regulatory region sequence-specific DNA binding; DNA-binding transcription factor activity, RNA polymerase II-specific. The record is from RefSeq and is a predicted model, not a curated record.